Messenger RNA from Penicillium malachiteum, 372 nucleotides. RefSeq lists its product as uncharacterized. NCBI's taxonomy places the organism in Eukaryota, Fungi, Ascomycota, Eurotiomycetes, Eurotiales, Aspergillaceae. Bases 1 to 372 code for a protein of 123 amino acids. The record is from RefSeq and is a predicted model, not a curated record. The transcript has a single exon.
AUGAACCUCCUCUUCCCUCAAGUCUACCACACCACCAAGGUCCCUAGCCCGGCCACUCCUCAAGAGCCCGAGCCUUGGGUUGUCGCACUGAAGGACACCAUUAAAGACAAGUACAAGAGCCGCUCAACUGCCUCAAGCAAGAGCUCCAUGACUCUGUCCGACAACGCCUCCACACGUUCUGCCGUUUCCACCGCGACCACACUCAACAUGUCAGCUCUUGAAGCCCCCAAGAAGAAGAAGCACUGGUACUCCCUGGGUUCCAAGUCCAGUGAGACACUCGCAGACCCCAAGUUUGUCCGCAACUCCGAUAAACAGGCUGCCCUUAAGGCUGUUCACAACGAAGCCGUUGCUAGCUACUUCAGCACUCGCUAA